Messenger RNA from Apis dorsata (giant honeybee), 654 nucleotides. RefSeq names its product chromatin accessibility complex protein 1 (gene Chrac-16). The transcript has 2 exons. Gene Ontology annotation, cellular component: nucleus; CHRAC. The record is from RefSeq and is a predicted model, not a curated record. The coding region runs from base 112 to 642 and encodes 176 amino acids. NCBI's taxonomy places the organism in Eukaryota, Metazoa, Arthropoda, Insecta, Hymenoptera, Apidae. Gene Ontology annotation, molecular function: protein heterodimerization activity.
CCUUCUUGAUGAAUAAUUAUGUAAAGAAUUCAAAAAUUGGCGGCAAUUGGUUAACGGUUACUAUCUGUUAGUUUACAUUUCAUACAUAAGGUAAAUCAAUUUUUAGUAAGAAUGACUGCGCAAGGAUCACCUGCUAAAAUGAAAGAAUUACGUUUACCUAUAUCAAGGGUGAAAACAAUUAUGAAAAGUUCUCCUUACGUCGAUACAAUCGGUCAAGAUGGAUUAUAUUUAGUCACAAAAGCUACGGAACUAUUUAUACAUUAUCUAACGGAAGAGGCACAUUUGCAAAGCAACAAAGGAAAUUUUUUAGACUACAAACAUCUAGCAGAAGUGGUACAAACAAAUGAUACAUUGGAAUUUCUCAGGGAAAUAAUGCCUAGAAAAAUAACAGUGAGACAAUUCAAAGAAAUGAUGGCUGUCAAGAAUUCACAUAGUAGUUCAUCAGAAAAUAGUUCAGACUCUGACAGUGAUAGUGAAUCAGACACAGAUUCUUGUUCUGAUAGUGAUGAUAGAAAAGCAGAUGAUAAUUCAUCAAAUAGUGAACAAGAAAGUAUAGAAAAAGAGAAUGGAAAAUGUGAUUCCAUUAGUGACAAAAGUGAAGCAAGUGAAAAAAGUGACAGUGAAGAUGAAACCAAGAGAUAAAAAUAGAACAAA